GUAACUAUUGCUCCGAUCCCCGGCUGCGAGUACAUAUAUUCGAUCGACCGAUGAUCGGAGAGCAUGCAUGCUGUAGCAGUCUCGAGAUCGAUCGAGGUCGCGCGCGGUGGCCGACGAUCGCCGGAGACGAUGGGCUACGACGGGAGGAGGCUCGCGCUCGCGUUGGCGGUGGCGGCGUGCUGGGCGGCGGAGUCGAUCGCGUGGGGCGCGCCGCGGCCGGCGGCGCCGUGCAUGUACGUCUUCGGGGACUCGCUGGUGGACAACGGCAACAACAACGGCAUCCUGAGCCUGGCGCGCGCCAACUACCGCCCCUACGGCAUCGACUUCCGCGAGGGCCCGCCGGGGCGCUUCACCAACGGCCGCACCAUGGUCGACUUCCUCUCCGACAUGCUCGGCCUCCGCCCGCCGCUCGUCCCGCCCUACGCCACCGCGCGCCCCGCCGACCUCCCCCGCGGCGCCAACUUCGCCUCGGGCGCCUCCGGCAUCCUCGCCGAGACAGGGAACAACCUGGGCGGGCACUACCCGUUGUCGGAGCAGGUGGAGCACUUCCGCGCGGCAGUGGGCGCCAUGGGGAACGCGUCGGCGUUCCGCGGCAACGCCACGAGGCUGGCGGAGCACCUGGGGCGGUGCAUCUUCUUCGUCGGCAUGGGCAGCAACGACUACCUCAACAACUACUUCAUGCCCGGUUACUACGACACCGCGCAGCGGUACGGCCCGCGGGACUACGCCGCGCUCCUCCUCCAGGGCUACGCCGCCCAGCUCGCCGCGCUCUACGGCCUCGGCGCCCGCAAGUUCGUCGUCGCCGGCGUCGGCCAGAUCGGCUGCAUCCCCUACGAGCUCGCCAGGAUGAACAGCGACAACCAGCCGUCCGUCGGUAGUGAAGACAUCUCUAUAUCCAUUGGCAUCGGCGGCGGCGGCGGUGGCGUGUGGUCAUCGCCAACGUCGUCAAACACGAGCGGCAGCGGCGGCGGCGGCGUCAGCGGCAACGCGAAGCCGACGCCGCCCGACGGCGCCGGCGCGUGCAACGAGACGAUCAACAGCGCGAUCGCCAUCUACAACCGGGGCCUGCUGGCGAUGGUGAAGCGCUUCAACGGCCGCGGCGGUCAGCUGCGCGGGGCGCGGCUCGUCUUCCUCGACACCGUGCAGAGCGGCACGGACCUCGCCGCCAACGCCGCCGCGCACGGGUUCACGGUGCUGGACCGCGGGUGCUGCGGCGUGGGCCGGAACAACGGCCAGAUCACGUGCCUGCCGCUGCAGCGGCCCUGCGACGACCGGAGCGCCUACCUGUUCUGGGACGCCUUCCACCCCACGGAGGCGGUCAACAGGAUCUACGCCGCCAAGGCCUUCGGCUCCAACAACACCGCCGAGGUUUACCCCAUCAACGUCAGCCAGCUCGCCGCCCUAUGAAGAAUCAACUAUGAACAUGUCUCAUCGGCUCCGACGACCCCAAAUCGAUUCAUCCAAUAAUUCCGAUUUUCAUCCAUGUGUACGUGCUUGGUUCAGUGAACUAGUUUGCUGGUCCACUGAAUAUAUUGACAAAUAAUCUAGAACUGUUUUUAUGUCAAGUUGAAUUCCCAAGGUGAGUAGUGGUUUAUAAUUGGGAGGUCUCUGGACAAACCUAUUUAAUCCGGUCUAAUCUUGUAUCCAUUUUCUCUCGAAGAAGUAUUGUAAUGCCAAAAAUAUUUUUUUAUGUACACCAACUUUAUCGAAAUAAAACAAAUGAUCUUGGUCCAAAGAUUUAUCAGUCAA
Messenger RNA from Panicum virgatum (switchgrass), 1749 nucleotides. RefSeq names its product GDSL esterase/lipase At1g33811-like. The record is from RefSeq and is a predicted model, not a curated record. Gene Ontology annotation, molecular function: hydrolase activity, acting on ester bonds. Lineage: Eukaryota; Viridiplantae; Streptophyta; Magnoliopsida; Poales; Poaceae. Bases 64 to 1407 code for a protein of 447 amino acids. The transcript is spliced from 2 exons.